Molecule: messenger RNA, 1675 nt
Organism: Topomyia yanbarensis
Lineage: Eukaryota; Metazoa; Arthropoda; Insecta; Diptera; Culicidae
Exons: 4
Coding region: 274-1536 (420 amino acids)
Source: RefSeq, a predicted model, not a curated record
CACCGUCCCAAAAAAAAAAAACGCGCGACAGGCGCUAUUUCGGAUAUCGAUUUUCUUUUCCUCCGUUUAAUCCUCUAAAGCACCUGAUCCAGCAUGGUCCCUGCCAGUCCAAUGCUUCACCUAGGCAACGACUUUAGUUUGCUUUACACAUAGGUAAACGGGGGUGCAUUGUCUGUUCCAAGGACGCGAAAAUGUGUAGGUUUUCAUUAAUGUGAAUAUCAGAGUGAAAAAAUCGAUCCUGCAUUCCAAAGUGUCACGAAUAGUUCCGGCAUAAUGAGCAAAUCUCCGUCGUCUGAAACAACCAGCGAGACGCUGAGUAUCAGCGAUGAAUCAAUCGCAACCUCGGUGUCCAACUCGAUCAGAUCGAAUACAUCGUCGAAGCAUCCGAAGAAACCAGUUCAGAAGGAAGAACCCAAGGAGCGUCCACCAUGGCGAGCCGCCAGUGUUAGCUUGGUUCCCAAAACAGAUCUUCGAGCUAGAAUUCUAGAUGUUUCCAAACGGCUACGGCGGGUAAAUGCAUCUGUUCAAACGGAUCCCAUCCGUACUAAGCUGAUGAAGGAGGCAUCAACCGACGAACAGGAAGAUCUCAUUCCGAUGGUGGACGAAGAAAUUCUCACCGAUGGAAACUUGGCCAUUCAGCAAGUUGGAAACUUUAUCCUUUCACAUUCGGUGGCACAAAUGACAGACGUGGUACCGAUGUCGAAUGUGGCAACUCAAACGGCAAUGCCUCGCAGUGGCGUCUCAUUCCGAAGAUUUCUCGAAGCUGGCGAAGGUGACGGAAUUGUUCCGAAACUGGUUCCAGAAGAAGAUGAAGAUAUUAAAAAAUCUUCAAGCUUCGAAGAGUUGCAGAAGAUAGACGCGAAAAUCAAACAGUUCUUCAAUAGCCCUGAGUUGGAUGCAGCGGAGCUGCCAGAGGACAAUGAAUCAACUCACAGCAGUGACAGCAUCAAAGAUCAAAACACUCCGGAUCUGCUGACAGGCUCCUCCAAAGAUGCAGUACCUAAUCGGUCAAAAUUUCUUGAACCACCGACUUUUAGCUCCUGGCAAAAUUUAGAUUUUUCCGAUGAAGAAUCAGAACAGUACGUAGCUCGGGAGCUUCCCCGUCGGACGCUGGGUGAAGGCAACCAACCGUGGGCGGAAUUCAAGGAUCUGGUAAUUGGUUCACGGUUAGCGAAUAUGCGACUAUCCCCGGUACAGCCUAGAAAGCCCCGCCCGGACAAGAAAACCGUAACUUGGAGUGACACCCAGCACCGUGCCGUAUCGAAUCUGCUUCACGAGGCCACCGCACUGGUGGACAUGUUCGAUCAGGUUUCCAUGUUGCUGGGACCGGAUAUAAAACUUAACGCAAUCCAACCACAGGAAGAGGAGUUUAAGCUGCCUCCGCCCAAAUGGGAACCACUGCUGAUCAAAUCGUGUCACGCGCUGCAGGACAAGUUGGAACAGGUUCGUCAUUUAACCUGCGACGAUGUGGAUGAACAGUUACUGCUAGCUCCAUCAGCGAUGCAGUCGAACGUUGACAUCGAGGCGAGCUUGUGAGAUGGUUUGUGAAAAAUCAAAGCAUGCUUUGUAUUUCGAAAUUUAUUUAUUGGCAAACUUAACAGCUUUGUUGCAAUCUUACAAGUGUAUGUGGUUGUGCUUGUAUUUUUUUACAAUAAACUUUGACACAUAGUAAUAA